Messenger RNA from Polypterus senegalus (gray bichir), 578 nucleotides. RefSeq names its product NOP10 ribonucleoprotein homolog (yeast) (gene nop10). The transcript is spliced from 2 exons. Bases 92 to 286 code for a protein of 64 amino acids. Gene Ontology annotation, cellular component: box H/ACA telomerase RNP complex; box H/ACA snoRNP complex. The record is from RefSeq and is a predicted model, not a curated record. Gene Ontology annotation, molecular function: box H/ACA snoRNA binding; telomerase RNA binding. Lineage: Eukaryota; Metazoa; Chordata; Cladistia; Polypteriformes; Polypteridae. Gene Ontology annotation, biological process: snRNA pseudouridine synthesis; ribosome biogenesis; rRNA pseudouridine synthesis.
GACGUGACGACAGAUUUGGCGACACGCGCUAUUGUGUAGAAGAACGUGCAAAUUCGUGUUUUGUGUCACGUGUAAAUCCUUUAAAGAAGUCAUGUUUUUGCAGGUUUACCUCAAUGAAAACGGAGAUCGGGUGUAUACUUUGAAAAAGGCGGAUGCUAAUGGACAACCCACAAGUUCGGCGCAUCCAGCGCGCUUUUCUCCAGACGACAAGUACUCUCGUCAUCGCAUCAUCUUGAAGAAGCGCUUUGGUCAGCUCCUCACUCAGCAGCCUCGCCCAGUGUUAUGAAGCCAGCGAUGGCACAGAUCCAGACAUUAUUCUACUUUGUCUACACACAUCCUAUUUUAUCUUUUCUGAAGAAUUGUGAUGGCACAGAGAAUUGGAGCAGCACAAGGAGGACUUCACCAGUUGGGCCAGAUUUGUGCUGCCCAUUGUCCUCGCCAUACUGGACCAUCUCACCUGUAGUGGAUGUUAAAGACCAUACAUUGUCUACACAGACAUAGCUAAAAUGAAUUGCUGUUGGUUUACAUCUCAGUGAAGUGUGAAUUCCUACAAUAAACAUUUUUUUAUUUACAAGAAA